AUUUGAUCGUCUCACAGAACACAUCUUCUCUGCCUUGUUAAACCACACUUUCGGCAAUAUGACCAUCAACGCACUCCACGGCUGCACAAAUGCUGCAGUCGCACUUCCUGGGACAUGGAUAGUCUGCGCCCAAUUGUGCUCGAGGUGGCAAGCAUAGCUGAUUUGAUCGAAUGCAUCGUAUCGCACGGUGCACCACCUACCACACUGAUCGUAUGCUCAUCAAGAGCUGCCUUCGUCAGAAGUAUGCAGCAUGGUCGAUACCACGCGUCCGAUUUCAACGACAGUGAAGUUGAUGAGAGACUGAGAGAGGAGACAUCGUCCGCAGCCUGUGGUCUCGAGCUCGAACGCUUCGCCCCUACUCUCCGCAUGUUGUCCGAAUCAAGAAACGUACAAGUUGUCUUCUGCAGCGACGUUGCGCAGCUAAGAGGCUACCUCGCUGUUUACUCGACUAAGGCCACUAUGCAACAGGAACGACCAUUGGGGUCCCAUGCACGCGUGCCUCUUUUGACCGUUCUGAAUCCCAUUGGUUUGCAUCGCCGCACAAGUGAUUUUUCCGCACGUGGUUUGAAUCGCACUAUGUCAGUCGCUGUUGAGGCUGCCAGUCAAAAUCAUAGCAAACUCGUGCUGGUGGAGAUUUUCGAAGCAUUUUCUUCUAGCGACGAUGCCAGCAGUGCUAACAACGGUCCACCCGAGACUACGACCAAUGACUCGAGCACUAAUCCCUGGCUGGAAGAAAUCUCCAUGAUGAAUGUGACGACCAAAGCCUUUGGUAUUGGUGACCGUGGCUGGGUUGGCCGCACAGUCACCAUCGCUGCCGUACUCGAGCGCUGGUGCUGCUUCAAAAAGCUCUCCGAUCUUACACAUACAUCAUCCGACGAGCAUGAUAUGCAGUGAAGAUAUUGCCGCUGCGGCGACGACUGGAUUCGCAUAUGGAUACAGUAAAGCA
Dissoconium aciculare CBS 342.82 is the source of this 946-nucleotide messenger RNA. RefSeq lists its product as uncharacterized. The transcript is spliced from 2 exons. Bases 115 to 894 code for a protein of 259 amino acids. The record is from RefSeq and is a predicted model, not a curated record. Lineage: Eukaryota; Fungi; Ascomycota; Dothideomycetes; Mycosphaerellales; Dissoconiaceae.